CUGGAAUUUCGACGCUUAUAAAAUCUGUCGGUUUCAGAAGCGCGUUGUCAGAAUUGAAAUAAAACUUGUGCCGAGCGUGCGAAGCCAAGCAGUGCGAAAAAUCCCCAGCGACUCAUUGAAUUUUAUUUUUUUAUUGAAAUAGACGCAAAUUUACAAAGAUGCCUGAAGAAAGCCAAGACGUCGAAACCUUCGCUUUCCAAGCCGAGAUCGCUCAGUUGAUGAGCUUGAUCAUCAACACCUUCUACUCCAACAAAGAAAUCUUCCUCCGAGAAUUGAUCUCCAACUCUUCCGAUGCUUUGGACAAAAUCCGCUAUGAAUCUCUCACCAACCCAUCCAGGCUGGACUCUGGCAAAGACCUCUACAUCAAAAUCAUCCCCAACAAGAGCGAAGGAACCCUCACACUCAUUGAUACCGGAAUUGGUAUGACCAAAGCUGAUUUAGUCAACAAUUUGGGUACCAUUGCAAAGUCUGGAACCAAAGCUUUCAUGGAAGCUCUCCAAGCCGGUGCCGAUAUCAGCAUGAUUGGACAGUUUGGUGUGGGUUUCUACUCAGCCUACUUGGUAGCAGACAGGGUUGUUGUAGUAUCGAAGCACAACGAUGACGAACAGUACAUUUGGGAAUCUUCUGCUGGAGGUAGCUUCACUAUUCGUCCAGACCAUGGGGAACCUUUGGGACGCGGUACCAAGAUCGUCCUGUACAUCAAGGAAGACCAAACUGAGUUCUUGGAAGAGAACAAGAUUAAGGAAAUCGUCAAGAAACAUUCCCAGUUCAUUGGUUACCCCAUCAAAUUGCUGGUGGAAAAGGAAAGAGAAAAGGAAUUGAGUGAAGACGAGGCUGAAGAAGAAAAGAAGGAAGAAGGUGAGGAAAAGGAUAAACCAAAGAUCGAAGAUGUCGGCGAGGAUGAGGAUGAAGACAAAAAGGAAGAGAAAAAGAAGAAGAAGACCAUCAAAGAAAAAUACACCGAAGAUGAGGAAUUGAACAAAACCAAACCAAUCUGGACCAGGAAUCCUGAUGACAUCAGCCAGGAAGAAUACGGUGAAUUCUACAAAUCCCUCACCAACGACUGGGAAGACCAUUUGGCUGUAAAACACUUCAGUGUUGAAGGUCAACUUGAAUUCAGAGCUCUCCUCUUCGUUCCACGCAGAAUUCCUUUCGAUCUGUUCGAAAACAAGAAGCGCAAGAACAACAUUAAACUGUACGUAAGAAGAGUAUUCAUCAUGGACAACUGUGAAGAACUCAUUCCCGAAUACCUGAACUUCAUCAAAGGCGUCGUUGACUCUGAAGAUCUUCCUCUGAACAUCUCCCGUGAAACCCUGCAACAGAACAAGAUCCUGAAAGUGAUCCGCAAGAAUCUCGUAAAGAAAUGUUUGGAACUUUUUGAAGAAUUAUCUGAAGACAAGGAUGGUUACAAGAAGUUCUACGAACAGUUCUCUAAGAACUUGAAAUUGGGUAUUCACGAGGACUCGCAGAACCGUACUAAAUUGGCUGAUUUACUCAGGUACCACACUUCUGCAAGCGGUGAUGAAGCGUGUUCCUUGAAAGACUAUGUGAGCCGUAUCAAGGAGAACCAGAAGAGCAUCUACUACAUUACUGGAGAGAGUAAGGAACAAGUAGCCAACUCUGCCUUUGUUGAGCGCGUCAAGAAGCGUGGAUUUGAAGUUGUUUACAUGACCGAGCCCAUCGAUGAAUAUGUCGUCCAACAAAUGAAAGAAUAUGACGGAAAACCUUUAGUUUCUGUAACCAAAGAAGGCCUUGAAUUGCCCGAGGAUGAAGAUGAGAAGAAGAAACGCGAAGAAGACAAGGCUAAGUUCGAAGGUUUGUGUAAGGUCAUGAAGAGCAUCUUGGAUAACAAAGUCGAAAAAGUCGUAGUAUCCAACAGAUUGGUUGAAUCUCCUUGCUGUAUCGUCACAUCUCAAUACGGCUGGACAGCUAACAUGGAGCGUAUCAUGAAAGCUCAAGCUCUUCGCGAUACAUCCACCAUGGGAUACAUGGCGGCGAAGAAACAUCUCGAAAUCAACCCCGACCAUCCAAUCGUUGAAAACCUCCGUCAGAAAGCCGAAGCUGACAAAAACGACAAAGCUGUCAAGGAUCUAGUCAUUCUUCUGUUUGAAACUGCCCUCCUUAGCUCAGGGUUCACUCUGGAAGAGCCCCAGGUUCACGCUUCCAGGAUUUACCGGAUGAUCAAGCUUGGACUGGGAAUCGACGAGGAGGAAGCUAUGCUGACUGAAGAACCCGCUGUUGCCGACGUGCCUGCGGACAGCGGUGAUGCCGAAGAUGCCUCUCGAAUGGAAGAAGUCGAUUAAGUUUGUCGUUAAGAGUUUAUUUUUUAUAUAUAUCAACAGGACAUGUGUUGUAAUAUGUUCUUCAUUCCACUGUCAUGAUUUUGUAUAACGAGUAUUAUUUAUUGUUCACGAUUUUUUUUGUAUUGAAAUCUGAUUUCAGCCCUGUUUAGGUAUAUGAUUUUAUUUUUGGCUGUGCCAAUGUUUUUUUAUUACUAGAUAAAAUAAAUUAAUAAUAAUUAACAUUA
Sitophilus oryzae (rice weevil) is the source of this 2527-nucleotide messenger RNA. It is a transcript of the gene Hsp83, whose product is annotated as heat shock protein 83. Gene Ontology annotation, cellular component: perinuclear region of cytoplasm; cytosol; protein-containing complex. The coding region runs from base 159 to 2303 and encodes 714 amino acids. The transcript has 2 exons. Gene Ontology annotation, biological process: protein folding; cellular response to heat; protein stabilization. Gene Ontology annotation, molecular function: ATP-dependent protein folding chaperone; ATP binding; ATP hydrolysis activity. The record is from RefSeq and is a predicted model, not a curated record. NCBI's taxonomy places the organism in Eukaryota, Metazoa, Arthropoda, Insecta, Coleoptera, Curculionidae.